Messenger RNA from Didymella exigua CBS 183.55, 1104 nucleotides. RefSeq lists its product as uncharacterized. Bases 335 to 979 code for a protein of 214 amino acids. NCBI's taxonomy places the organism in Eukaryota, Fungi, Ascomycota, Dothideomycetes, Pleosporales, Didymellaceae. The record is from RefSeq and is a predicted model, not a curated record. The transcript is spliced from 3 exons.
CGUCAUCAUCCGGUGUGUACCUAGACCCUUAAGUACAAAUGGUGCGGAUAUGCAUGGCGUGAGUGCAAUGUAAGCCCGAUGGAUGGCUGUUGCUGAACGGCGUUAUGAAGAGGUGGAAACGCUCAAACGGGAGCGAUUAAUGAAUGACUGAGCUUGAUCACACACGAACAUCAUAUCUAUACAAGUCUCAACUGUUUUAAAUACAGGAUACUGUGCCAGCUCAAACUAGGUUGUCUCGGAAUUGGAUAGAAUACGGUGAUAGCUACAAUGUAUGAUCCGCAGAGCGGUCAGAUUGAACUGAGCAUCGAAUGAUCAACUUCGACUUGGUACAAGUAUGGCUCGAGUACUGACAUCAAUCGCUCCUCCAGCUUGUAGACGCUGCUUUUACAGAUUCCCACAUUUCGUUGUGUUGGCUACAUAUCCGACCAUUGCAGAAAAUUGCGGACCAGAAUUUACUACUGCUGUCACUCCUGUGGUAGGAAUCAGAGUGAUGCCUUCGUUCGAAUCUCGAGAAAUUGUUGGUAGCUGGCGACUCAGCACCAUCGAGAUGCCGAAGACGAAGGCUGCCCAGCAAGACAUCGUACUCAGGCUUUGUCUGGAAGGCAUAGCUGCGCCGGAAGCAGCGAUUACCACCAUCAAUGCCGAUCGUCACUUACACCUUGAACCGAUCGAUCCAGACGCGGAGGACUUUCAGCAGAUGAAGGAAUCGUGCUGUGACCAACUUGCGCACUGGAAGGAUUUUCUCAGCUCUCCACAGCGCAAGAUUGCUCUUGACCGGGCGGCUGACCAACUGGAAGACAUCAAGUAUAAGCUGGGAAAAGAUGAGUCGUUCAAGUUAGAUGCCUCGGCUCAAGGCUCCUGGCGGCUCCACGUGGACCCACAACUUCCGCUACACGCUUUCUACGUCCAAGAAGUGACAGGUCAAUAUACAAAUGAGCGCCUACAUGCUGGUGGCGAUACUGAAACUGUAUGUAGAUGAUCCAUGCAUCUCGGAAACGCGAACUUGAAGCCUCGCAUCUGUGUGACUCCGAUGCCUGUGGCUCUGGAAGUCACGGGGAUUAACCACAGGCACUCAUGUUCAGCUUGAGGCACGCUCCUUGGUCC